Messenger RNA from Mesocricetus auratus (golden hamster), 701 nucleotides. RefSeq names its product malignant T-cell-amplified sequence 2. The coding region runs from base 20 to 565 and encodes 181 amino acids. The record is from RefSeq and is a predicted model, not a curated record. NCBI's taxonomy places the organism in Eukaryota, Metazoa, Chordata, Mammalia, Rodentia, Cricetidae. Gene Ontology annotation, molecular function: RNA binding. Gene Ontology annotation, biological process: formation of translation preinitiation complex. The transcript has a single exon.
GCGCCCCUUCACCAAGAUCAUGUUCAAGAAAUUUGAUGAGAAGGAGAGUGUGUCCAACUGCAUUCAGCUGAAAACUUCCGUUAUUAAGGGUAUUAAGAGCCAACUGACUGAACAGUUUCCAGGUAUCGAGCCGUGGCUUAAUCAAAUCAUGCCUAAGAAAGAUCCAGUCAAAAUAGUGCGAUGCCAUGAACACAUGGAGAUCCUUACAGUCAACGGAGAAUUACUGUUUUUCAGGCAGAGAAAAGGACCUUUUUAUCCAACGCUAAGAUUACUUCACAAGUACCCGUUUAUCUUGCCACACCAGCAGGUCGACAAAGGAGCCAUCAAAUUUGUGCUCAGUGGUGCAAAUAUCAUGUGUCCAGGUUUAACGUCUCCUGGAGCGAAGCUCUACGCUGCUGCGGUAGAUACCAUCGUGGCGGUCAUGGCCGAAGGGAAAGAGCAUGCCCUGUGUGUCGGAGUCAUGAAGAUGGCUGCCGCAGACAUUGAGAAAAUCAACAAGGGGAUCGGCAUUGAAAAUAUCCAUUACCUAAAUGACGGGCUGUGGCACAUGAAGACUUAUAAGUGAGCCUUAGAUGCAGUGCACUUGAGCUGAAUAUAAAUGUUGUGUUGCAUCUGUGUUUGUGUCUGUGUGUGGCAUCAUGAAGGCAAUGCCUCUGUAGUCAUGCUGAAUAAAUUCAACAGAUACCUUUAAAAACUGAAAA